AUGGCAAUGGAGUUUGGUGUCGGAUAUAAAUUUAAUCCUAGUGAUAUAGAGUUGAUUGAGUAUUAUCUGCUAAACAAGAUUACUAACCAACCAUUACCCAUGCAACAUGUGAUCGAAUGCGACGUCUACGAUGAAAAACAAAUGUCCAACAUAUUCAACACUGUGAAAACCAAUAUCUACGUGUUCACACAGUUGAAGAAGAAGUCUGGAAAGGGGAAGAGAAUUGAUCGGACGGUGGGUAAGAUGGGUACGUGGAAAGCGAUCGAUGCGGCGAAGCCUAUUGAGGAUCACCAUGGAAGACUUAUUGGAGGCAAGCGAAGUUUGGAUUAUGAGAACAAAGAACGGUCUGGCGAACACGGCGCAUGGAACAUGAAGGAAUACACUCUUGAUGGUGCAUUGCUCGCACGUAUUAAUGAUCUCAAAUUGAAGGACUAUGUGCUCUGUUUUAUACAAAGGAAAAGGCGAGUUACAAAGCGAGCAACAACAGGGGAUGAUAGUGAACAUGGAGUUGAAACGGUUGUCUGUGAUGAUGAGCAGCUGAUCAACUAUGGGUAUUUGAACAACAACAAAAGGGCAAGAAGAUCUGUUGAAGAAUGCAAUCAACCUAGUAAUUCUGGUUUUCGUUUUGGUUUCAAUGAUGAUGCAUUGGAGAAACCAGUAGUACCAAAAGAAGUAGAACAGAAAGAUAGCUCUAUCUUCAAAUUGGAAUUAGAUAAUUUGGCCAAAUUUCUAGGAGUAGAUGAACCGACUGUGAUGCAAGAUGGUGAAAACAUAGCUACAACUCCUGGAAAUGACCGACCUGCAUUGGAUGAUGAAGCUUUCAAGUAUAUUAUUGAUCCAAGUGUCUGUGAUGAUGAACAAUGGCUACUUCAACAGGAACAGCUGAUCAACAACAAAAGCAAACAUACAACAAGCCAUAAUGAAGAAUGCAAGACAAACAGAGAUAGAUUGGCAAUGUCACUGCCCUCUGGUAAUCCUGAUUUUAGUGGUGCAUUCAAAUCAGGAUCAAUUGUUGCGUCUAUCUUGGAAUUGGAAUUAGAAAAUGUGGCCAAAUUUCCAAAACUGGAUCAACCAUGUAGGAUGCAAGAUCCUGAUGCUGCAUCUGAUGGCUGGUCAAUGGGUGAAACUAUAGCUACAAGUCUUGGAAGUUACCAACAUGCAGUAGAUGACGACGGCGAUCAUGUUUUCGACAGCAAUUAUUGGGUAGACUCAUUUGUUAAAGAUUUAUUGAAGGGUGAACAGCUACCUUUGCAAGAGAGUAAAAUCGAGAUGUUGUCUAACACAUUUUUUGGAGGUCUGUAA
Camellia sinensis is the source of this 1302-nucleotide messenger RNA. Lineage: Eukaryota; Viridiplantae; Streptophyta; Magnoliopsida; Ericales; Theaceae. The record is from RefSeq and is a predicted model, not a curated record.